GGCAGUCUCAGGCCUCUCUCGACGCGCUCAUUCCUCAGCUGUUCCCCCUAGGGAUGCUGCUACUCACCUUGUGUGCUUGUUCGCCGGAAAUGCCAAUUUAAAGGUCGCUGGUGGUGACGGGCGUCGUCUAUGUUCUGUCAAGAUGCAUCAUAUGAUACCGUGGUGGAAAGCGCAGUACGGCGCAGCUGCCACCCGACGUGGCUCCCCGCUGAAGGUCAUGGGCUACGGGACGCCUCGGAAUGGCAUACAUACGGGGCUGUGAGCGGCUCUGAGCAGUGUAAGGCACCGAGGACAUGUACCUGUGCUUGGGCUUGGCUUGGACUGGAGGCAGACUGGAGGUAUAUUAUGGGUAUGUUUAGUCGCAAGACCUCCUGUACAUGUACCGCUUAUAAUCGGGUCUCAGUCAGAACCUUUCACUCGUAUAGAGAGGAUCGAGAUGCGCUUGUGCCCAGUGCCCACCUCCUCUGGUCCUCCUCCCAAUCUCCUCCUGUUAUGCCGAAACAGAGCCGCACAAUUAAUGCACCGCCUCGGCUGCCCCCAUAUGGUGGUCCGCACAGUACUCAGUCGCUGUGCCGUCUAGCCUGCCGUACCGCGGCGGGCUCGUCAAACCGCGGGUACCUCCUUGUCACGAGUUUGCUUGUUAUUGAGGACAUUUCGCUUGCGGAUGGGCGAACCAGCGUCGGUGCCGGUGCCAAGAUGUCACUGCCUCGUUCAAGAAGUACUGCGCAUGUGUGCGCGCGUUGAACAGCAGGUCCACCUAUUGACAGAUACCAAGCCCAUGCCCGACGCGAAGUGAUGCCUGUGAAAACAUAUAAAGCUUCGAACA
Messenger RNA from Rhodofomes roseus, 826 nucleotides. RefSeq lists its product as uncharacterized. Lineage: Eukaryota; Fungi; Basidiomycota; Agaricomycetes; Polyporales; Fomitopsidaceae. The transcript has 3 exons. The record is from RefSeq and is a predicted model, not a curated record. The coding region runs from base 130 to 744 and encodes 204 amino acids.